AUGGCCCAAGCAAACUGCGUCUCGCUGCAAGGCUCGUCGACAUGUCCAGCUUUUAGCGCGGCAUCAAUCAGCACGAAUUUGACGGGAGACUUCUCCUUCCUGUCAUUUGUGUCAGACGUACAGACAUUCGACAAUCAAUUGCGAUCUUAUAUCUCGACCACUUACACACAACGACAAUAUCAAAAUAUUCUAGGUUGCUCCAGCGUCGACCUCAGUAACACUACCGACCUGUAUGCUCGCUACACGACCACAGUGCUUUGUAACGCCAUCGUACAGAACUCAAGAGAGCCAUGUGGUCUAAGUGACGCCGCUUCGACACCACUUUGUGCAAGUGCCUGUGCCGAUUUUGCGACCAGUGAGCAAGAGGUAGUGUCGACACCAGAACUGUGUGGUACCCCUGGCAGCAACGCAAACUCUCAAAUACGGGCCGAUUUCACCCGCUGCUCAUUACCGGCCAACUCACUCAGUGGCAGCUGUAUCGAAGCAGUGCGUAACGAACCCAGCGAAUGCGGCUAUGGUUCGAAUUUGCAAGGGUUGUGCUCCUACUGCGCUGACAGCACUGUCAACUCGACCAGCUCGUGUUGUAUCAACUCGAAUGUCGAAGCACGUUGCGUGGGUGUUGAAUUACCAACAACGGUGUCGAUGCCGCCGCUGUUCCCUACCAGCAAUUCGACGGCUGCCCCAACUGCCUCGAAUGGAGCUGCGUCAGAUGGGUCUCAGUCCGGACUUUCUGGAGGUGCUAUUGCGGGUAUUGCUGUCGGUGUAGUCAUAGGAGUAGCACUGGUCCUUGCAGCCCUUAUAUACUUCUGCUGCCGCGCACGUAGGAGGAAGGAAAGCCAAACUGGCAGCAUUCUAAACACGCCGUCACCAUCACGACACUCUGCGAAAGGACCACCCAUGAGCUACGGAGGUGAUGGUCAGCUUCCACCAGCGGUCGUGCCCGGUGCCCGUGUACAACGUAUGUCUGCUCUGGAAGGCUCGUCAUCUUCAGAUCACCACAGCGACAGAGAUAUGGCUAUGACAGCGUUUGGCAGCUCCCAGAGUGCCUACGACUCGCCAGAUUCGAGACACCACCACUUCGCUGGUGCCACAGCUUUUCCCAAGCGUCAAGGGUCCCUAUCAAGUCGUUCGGCCCUCGAGUCGAGCACCAACUCGCCUCAGUCCGGAUCGGAUGGACGCAACUUUUCGAGCCCUGAUGGCGUUGCCUCUGGGCAGUCCGAGCAAUUGCAAUUCUUCAAGGACUACUACUCACAAGACGACAUUCACCCCAAUGACACCGUUGCCACCCUGUGGGCCUACCAACCACGCGCCGGCGACGAGUUCGAGUUGGAGCGUGGAGACAUGCUCAAGGUCGUUGGCAUCUGGGACGAUGGUUGGGCGACCGGAGUCAGGCUAGCCGAAUCAGCAGAACAGUGGGAGGCAAGGAAGGCUGAACAACGCGACUCAGGCGUUAGCAACGGUAGCCGACGAUCGCAGACUGAGAUUGAUAGCGACAUUAAAGCCUUCCCGCUGGUCUGCGUAUGCUUGCCACAGCACUGGCGCAAGACAAUCGAAGGGGACAGCACGGAUAGUGGACAUGGGCCUGGAGGUGAUAAAGGAUCUCCCAGCUCCUAG
Molecule: messenger RNA, 1614 nt
Organism: Macroventuria anomochaeta
Lineage: Eukaryota; Fungi; Ascomycota; Dothideomycetes; Pleosporales; Didymellaceae
Exons: 4
Coding region: 1-1614 (537 amino acids)
Molecular function (GO): protein binding
Source: RefSeq, a predicted model, not a curated record